AUGUCUCAGCGCAGGGGACUCAGGAGGAGACCCAGCCCGCUGGGGGCUCCCGUGCGCAGCAUCCGGCCCUUCAAGUCUAGCGAGCAGUACCUGGAGGCCAUGAAGGAAGACCUGGCUGAGUGGCUGCAGGAGCUCUACGGGUUGAACAUUGACGCAGCCAACUUCCUGCAGGUGCUGGAGACAGGCCUGGUACUGUGCCGGCAUGCCAACACUGUCACCGAGGCUGCCCUGGCUUUCUUGGCAGAGGCACCUGCUAGGGCCCAAAGGAUUCCUAUGCCCAGGACUGGGGUUUCCUGCAAUGGGGCCGCCCGGCCAGGUAGCUUCCAGGCCAGGGACAAUGUGUCCAACUUCAUCCAGUGGUGUCGCAAGGAGAUGGGGAUUCAAGAGGUGCUGAUGUUCGAAACCGAGGACUUGGUGCUGCGCAAGAACGUGAAGAACGUGGUGCUGUGCCUGCUGGAGCUGGGCCGCCGCGCCUGGCGCUUCGGCGUCGCGGCGCCCACCCUGGUGCAGCUGGAGGAGGAGAUCGAGGAGGAGCUGCGGCAGGACCUGGCGCUGCCCCCGCCCGACCCCCCGCCGCCAGCGCCCCCCAGGCGCAGGCCCUCCCACUUCCGCAACCUGGACCAGAUGGUGCAGAGUCUUGUGAGCUGCUGCACAUGCCCAGUGCAGUUCUCCAUGGUCAAGGUAUCUGAGGGGAAGUACCGAGUGGGAGAUUCCAACACCCUCAUCUUCAUCCGGAUCCUACGGGACCAUGUGAUGGUGCGUGUGGGGGGCGGCUGGGACACGCUGGCCCAUUAUCUGGACAAACACGACCCCUGCCGGUGCACGUCCCUCUCGCACAAACCGGGCAGGUUCCAGAAACCCCAGACUGUACCAGUUCAGCAUGAAGUGAGAGUUGAGGAUGGGCCCUCGAAACCCCAGCCUGUGAUGACCGUCAGCCGCUCACAGAGCCCUCUACCUCCAGUGGACUGGAAGACGUACACUUCUUCAGCCAGGAGAUUCAGACUCUCUCCCAACUCCUCCCCCAGACCUCGUGGUGGACAGACAGCAGCAGGCCUGAGAGAGAUGGCACCAUCCUUAAGGUCCCAGGAAAGGCCGCUCAGACCAUCUCAGAGGCAGCCAUCAGGUGGGGGCAGCCUACCCAUUCCUCAGUCCUCACCAACCCACAGGGGCCCAAAUCCCCGGGGCGCCCUUGAAGGAAAGAAAGAGGAAAAAUACCCUGGUCAAUUUCCCAAAGGAAGGAUUCAUGAGGCGACGGAUGGCCUAGGAAUCCAUGCCAGGGCCCCUACUCCCCAGAGACUUCAAGCUCCUGAGGCCACCACCAAAGUGACAUCACAAACAGGACCAUCUCCUCUGCAUGGUUCCUCAAACCCAGCCAAGCCGCCAGGCCCCGGGCUGCCAGUCCGGGGUGCUUCCCCCCAGCUCAGGGAGCCAGCCUCUGCCCGUUCUCCAUCCCCUGUCAAAGGAUUCAGCAAGAUUCCAGUCCAGCUAUCCCCUGACAGCCCUGUCACCCCAGGAAGAAGCUGUCCAGGCAUUGCAAAUGGAGGUCUCAUGGCAGAAGUAGGGAGAAGCCCUAGCUCAUCAAAGACUGUCACUGGUGCCCUUGCUGGGUCCAGACAUGGAAACUGCUCUGUAGAAGUGAGGCAAGGGGACCAGCAGCCAGAUGUCCAGGUUGCUGCAGAGGCUGUGGAGCCCUGGGGCAUGGGCCCACAGGAGCGGGAGAGGCGGCAUGCCUCCCUGUCCCUUGGCAGGGCCGGGAAGCAAGCCAGCUACCACUGCCUGGAAGAAGAGCUUGUGGCUAACAUGGAGCUGCUGGAAGUAAGGGGUGCCUGUCCCCAGGACACAGACUUACCAGUCAUCCCUCGAAGUGGGGUAUAUGUCCCCAGCCUGAGUGGGCAGUGGCCAGCACCUGGUGGUCCUUAUGACAAAGUCAUCCAAGAACUAGCUCACAGCCCCCCAACGCUCCUUAAAGUGGACUUGGAAUCCUGGAAGAUCACCCCUUCAGGAUCCCAUAAGCCAGCUGUUGCUGUGCGCCAGAGAAGCACAAAAGGGAAGCUCGGAGGCAGAGAGAGAGAGCCAAAGAAAAGGGCGAGCCUGAGCAGGAAGGACACCAUGAUGAGCAAUGUCUCCCCUCCAGGAGGGCAGGGAUGUCCUACCCUUACUGUGUCUGCCAGCCAGGAGGCCCCUGGACCUUCACUCUCAGAGUCUCAUUCUGACAAAGCCAAGGCAUGCCUGGGCAAGGUCAAGAGAACACUCCGGAAGCCCCAGAGAGUCCCAUCCAUCUAUAAGCUGAAGCUGAGGCCUAGGAUGCAGCCCCGGAAAGACCACAGACCUGAGAAGCAGCCUUCACGAAUCCCCAAGCCGCUGGCCUAUCUCUACCUGGGUCCUGCAAGGGCUCCCCCCAGGAGCACACUGUUGAGAACCAGGCUGGGGAUCAAGGACAGGAGGGCACUCCAGGCAGACAGAGGUUAUGCAAGUGAAAAAAAGGAGGAAGAAAAGAAAAAGAAAGAGAGAGCCUGCCCAGUGGAGAGCAGCCCCCAGCCUUUGGAGGGCCAGGGCCCUCGGCAGCUUGCUCAAGCCUCACCUCCACCUGAGGAGGAAUCCUGGGUCUGA
Messenger RNA from Perognathus longimembris pacificus (Pacific pocket mouse), 2610 nucleotides. RefSeq names its product growth arrest specific 2 like 2 (gene Gas2l2). Gene Ontology annotation, cellular component: microtubule plus-end; actin filament; cytoplasm. Gene Ontology annotation, biological process: microtubule bundle formation; regulation of microtubule polymerization or depolymerization; actin crosslink formation. NCBI's taxonomy places the organism in Eukaryota, Metazoa, Chordata, Mammalia, Rodentia, Heteromyidae. The transcript has 6 exons. Gene Ontology annotation, molecular function: actin filament binding; cytoskeletal adaptor activity; microtubule binding. The record is from RefSeq and is a predicted model, not a curated record. Bases 1 to 2610 code for a protein of 869 amino acids.